GAUCCUUCCUCUGCUUCUUCCAGCAGCUCUCAGUCAGACUCUCUCAGUGUUUGUCAGGUCAACAGAGGAACAUGGCUUCAUCCUUUCUCAGCUUCUCCCUCCUCUUCAUCAGCCUCCACGCAGCAGAUGGAUUUCGGAGCUUUUAUGUGUCCCGCUGUGAGUUUAACUCCACUGAGCUGAAGGACAUCGAGUACAUCAGGUCUACUUAUUACAACAAGAAGGAGAUCGUCAGGUUCAGCAGCAGUGUGGGGAAGUAUGUUGGAUACACUGAGUACGGACUGAAGUGUGCUGAUUACUGGAACAACAAUCCUUCAUAUAUGGCUGGGCUGAGAGCUUCGAAGGAGAGGUACUGCCUAAACAACGUUGGGAUCGACUACCAGGCUGCUCUGACUAAGUCAGCUGAGCCCUACGUCAGGCUGCGCUCCAAGACGCCCUCUGGUGGUAAACAUCCCUCCAUGUUGGUCUGCAGCGUCUUCAGCUUCUACCCCAAACAGAUCAGAGUGGGCUGGCUCAGAGACGGACAGGAAGUCACCUCUGAUGUCACUUCCACUGAUGAGCUGGCAGACGGGGACUGGUACUACCAGGUCCACUCUCACCUGGAGUACACGCCCAGGUCUGGAGAGAAGAUCUCCUGUGUGGUGGAGCACGCCAGCCUGAAG
Messenger RNA from Micropterus dolomieu (smallmouth bass), 659 nucleotides. RefSeq names its product H-2 class II histocompatibility antigen, A beta chain-like. The record is from RefSeq and is a predicted model, not a curated record. Gene Ontology annotation, biological process: positive regulation of T cell activation; immune response; antigen processing and presentation of exogenous peptide antigen via MHC class II. Gene Ontology annotation, cellular component: membrane; MHC class II protein complex. NCBI's taxonomy places the organism in Eukaryota, Metazoa, Chordata, Actinopteri, Centrarchiformes, Centrarchidae. The annotation marks the transcript as partial. Gene Ontology annotation, molecular function: MHC class II protein complex binding. The transcript has 4 exons.